This is a messenger RNA of Psilocybe cubensis, 591 nucleotides long. RefSeq lists its product as uncharacterized. The record is from RefSeq and is a predicted model, not a curated record. The transcript has 4 exons. The coding region runs from base 1 to 591 and encodes 196 amino acids. NCBI's taxonomy places the organism in Eukaryota, Fungi, Basidiomycota, Agaricomycetes, Agaricales, Agrocybaceae.
AUGGCGCGCUUCGAGUUCGAGGUUUCUCCACCUCCCAAGCUUCCUGUGAUUCUUAUGAGGAUUAAUUUCGAUCACGCCAGCCACCUUGAAUCAAAUAGUGCUAAUAGUGGUAACCAUGCUGAUGACUCUUCAGAGUCCAGCUCAUCCUCUUUACUUACAGACGAAGAAAGUAUACACCCAGAAACUCCGGAAGAGUCGGGAGCUUUGGAAGUUCAGGUCCAGCAGGAAGAACCCGUGGUUAAUCCUGUUGGGCCAAGUGAGCAGCUUCAACAACGCCCCACUCAGGAGCUUCAACAACGCCCCACUCAGGAACCAAGAGUUCCUUCUCCCGCCAUAUCCGUUGUUGAUCAAACACAGGGAUUGAGGAUUCGCGAAUGGGAACGUGUGAAAAUUUUAGUCAAGGACACGCUUAGUGUAAAGCUCCCUUACAGCAGUCAGAAGAAAAAUGUAGAAAAGAUUUGUGCCGAGGUCCUUAGAGACCAAAGGUGGAGUGAACUCCUCCAAAACUACGAGAAUAACUGGCCCCUUUAUAGUGCAGUUAAAGUUGCGCUCAAGUCUGAACGUGAUAAAGCCGACAAAGCGUUGGCUUAG